UAAACAAAACACACACUCACACGCCAACAUAAUCGAAGAGUCAUCGUCAGCUCACUGCAAUUUACAAUAGUUUUCUGUUAAAUUUUACAUUUUUUCAGAAGUGGGUAAUUUCAUUUAAGCUUACAAAUUCAUGAUCUGAGAAUAUAGUUUUAUUAAAUUUAGUCAAACACCUUAAUUUGAUUUCAACCAGCCAAAAUGCCGGUGAAACCUGUCGAAAAACAACCCGAGGAGCUGUCUGAGGAUGACAAAAGGCUCCAAGAAGAACUCAAUAUGUUGGUGGAGAAAAUAACGGGUCCUGAUCAAAUGCUGUAUCUGCCUGCUCUGGAAAGCAUGAGAGAUCUUAUAAGAACAUCAACCACAUCUAUGACCAGUGUUCCCAUGCCUCUCAAGUUCCUCAGAGUGCAUUACGGUGCACUGAAGGAAGCACUUGAUAAAAUAACUGAACAAAAAGCGAAGAAUUUGUGCGCCAGUAUCAUUUCGGUCCUUGCCAUGGGCCAAGAUCAGCCUGGAGCCAGAGAAUGCUUGAAAUUCUGCUUGGUAUCUACUCAGAGGGAUGUUGGAGAUUGGGGUCAUGAAUAUGUUCGACAAUUGGAGGGCGAAAUAGCUGAAGAAUGGGCUGCUCUAGAAACCGAUCAGGACAAAGCAAAACUGCUGCCCCUCAUUGAAAGCAUCAUUGGCUUUGAUAUGAGACACAACGCUGAGAUCCAAGCAUGUGAUCUGCUCAUGGAGAUUGAUAGGCUAGAACUACUCGACAAACAUAUGGAUAGCACUAACUAUCCCCGUGUCUGCCUCUAUUUAGUUGGGUGUUCCGUUUAUGUUGAAGAGCCUGAACGAGCAGCCAUCUUGAAUCGUGUUCUGGAGCACUAUUUGAAGUUCAAUGAAUACCCCAGAGCUCUUUGUCUAGCUAUGCAGCUCAACAAUACAAAAACAAUGUCGCGUAUAUUCAGCAGCUGUACUGACGUGGCUGUAUGCAAGCAAUUGGCUUACAUGGUUGGAAGGCAGCAACUACUUCUGGAUCUAAGUGAACUUGACAUGCCUUCAGACUUGGUAUCCGAGCUAAACAACAUCAUGACCAAUGCCCAUAUUAACGAUCAUUUCCAGAGUCUAGCCAGAGAGUUGGACAUAAUGGAACCAAAAACGCCAGAAGAAGUGUAUAAAACGUGGCUAGAAGGCCUGGUGCUGAGACCGACUUACAACCUGGAUGCCCCCAUGGAUUCAGCACGGCACAACCUCGCAUCAACCUUUGUCAACGCUUUUGUUAACGCUGGAUUCUCCAGAGACAAGCUGGUGUGCGUGGAAGAGGGCAACAAAUGGAUGUACAAGAACAAACAACACGCUAUGUUGAGCGCGGCUGCAUCUCUCGGCCUCAUCCACCUGUGGGACGUUGAUGGCGGUUUGACGCCCAUUGACAAAUACCUCUACACUUCAGAAGACUAUAUCAAAUCUGGUGCCCUACUCGCUCUGGGAAUUGUCAACUGUGGCGUGAGGAAUGAGUGUGACCCUGCCUUGGCUUUGCUCUCCGAUUAUAUCCUGCACGAGAGCUCUACUAUCCGUAUUGGCGCAGUUUUAGGUUUGGGUUUGGCGUAUGCAGGCACGCGACGACAGGAUGUAGUGACCUACCUGCUUCCAGUGCUGUCGGACAAGAAGUCGAGUUCGGAGGUGGUGGCGAUGGGCGCGCUGGCCUGCAGCCUAAUCAUGGUGGGCACGGGCGACGCCGAAGUGGUCGAGUGCGUCCUGCAAACACUCCUCGAUCUGCCCGUGUCCGAGCUCCAGGAGGGCACCUACUCGCGUUUUCUGCCGCUGGCCCUCGGCCUCUGCUACCUCGGCUGGAAGGACGAGACGGAAGCCACCAAGGAGGCACUCAAGGUGCUGCCCGAGCCCUUCAGGUCCAUGGCUCAGCAGAUGCUCAAGAUGUGCGCCUACGCUGGAACCGGCGACGUCCUCGUCAUCCAGGAGCAGCUCCAGAUCUGCAGCGAACAUUACACCCCCUCAAAGGACGAUAAGAAGGAUGGAGACAAGAAGGACGACAAGAAAGAUGAUGAUAAGAAGAGUAAGGACUCGAAGAGUAAAGACUUGACUUCGAUGCAAGCGGUGGCUGCGCUGUCAGUGGCUGUGAUUGCUAUGGGAGAGGAGAUCGGCUCUGAAAUGACCACCCGUAUCUUCGGACAACUGGGCAGGUAUGGAGAGCCAGCUGUACGUAGAGCAGUGCCCCUAGCAAUUGCUCUGUCCUCCAUUUCAAAUCCACAACUGAGUGUCAUCGACGUUCUAAACAAGUACUCCCACGACCUGGAUGAGGAGGUUGCACACAACGCUAUUUUCUCGAUGGGCUUAGUUGGUGCCGGCACUAACAACGCCAGGUUGGCGACCAUGUUGAGGCAGUUGGCUCAGUACCACGCCAAGAACACAGGGCAUCUGUUCAUGGUGCGCAUCGCUCAGGGUCUGACGCAUCUGGGCAAAGGCACACUAUCGCUGUCUCCGUUCAACACCGACCGACAGAUCAUGAAUCCGGUGGCGGUGGCUGGUCUGCUCAUCACACUGGUCAGCUUUCUCGACACCAAGAACAUUAUCCUGGGCAAGUCGCACUACCUGCUGUACACGCUGGCGACGGCCAUGUACCCGCGCUGGCUGGUGACCUUGGACGAGGAGCUGACCCCCAUGCCCGUGUCGGUGCGUGUCGGACAGGCGGUUGACGUCAUCGGCAAGGCGGGUACACCCAAGACCAUUGCCGGCGUCCACACGCACACCACGCCUGUGCUGCUCGCUGUUGGCGAACGUGCCGAGCUCGCCACCGACGAUUACACCCCUCUCACGCCCGUCAUGGAGGGCUUUGUCAUACUCAGAAAGAAGCCCGUUGAAACUGCUUAACUUACUAACUCUAGUUUUCUAUUAUUCGAAGUUAUUAAAUUAAUACUUUUCUUCGCAA
Messenger RNA from Nilaparvata lugens (brown planthopper), 2923 nucleotides. RefSeq names its product 26S proteasome non-ATPase regulatory subunit 2 (gene Rpn1). The record is from RefSeq and is a predicted model, not a curated record. Gene Ontology annotation, biological process: regulation of protein catabolic process; proteasome-mediated ubiquitin-dependent protein catabolic process. Lineage: Eukaryota; Metazoa; Arthropoda; Insecta; Hemiptera; Delphacidae. The transcript has 10 exons. Bases 196 to 2865 code for a protein of 889 amino acids. Gene Ontology annotation, cellular component: proteasome regulatory particle, base subcomplex; proteasome storage granule; proteasome complex. Gene Ontology annotation, molecular function: enzyme regulator activity.